GAAGAAGGAACGCCAUCUCACUCUUCUCCCUGCUCGCUUUAGCCAUGUCUCAGGAGGGAAAAGGUUUGCCACCUCAAAAAGGACCCAAGUAUUAAAGAACUAGCCGAACAGAUAGCAAAAGAUCCUUCAUUCACUCAGAUGGCCCAGCAACUCCAAGGUACAUUUCAAGGCGUUGCUGAAGAUGGAAUCCCUCAAUUUGAUCCUCAGGAAUACUACUCCACUAUGCAACAAGUUAUGCAAAAUCCACAGUUUAUGACAAUGGCUGAGCGGCUUGGUAACGCGCUGAUGCAGGAUCCUUCCAUGUCCAGCAUGCUUGAUAGUUUGUCAAAUCCUGCGCAAAAAGACCAACUUGAAGAACGAAUGGCACUGGAAUGACAAAGAUGUCCUAUUCUGGAAGAGAUAGAACGUGGGGGUCCUGCUUUAAUGAUGAGGUACUGGAAUGACAAAGAUGUCCUACAGAAGUUGGGUGAAGCAAUGGGGUUCUCUGUUACUGGAGAGACAAACACAUCUGGUGAAAAUGGUGCAGAAGAAACGGAAGAAGCAAGUGAAGAUGAUUCAAUUAUUCAUAUUUGUGUCGGCAAUGGUGAUGAUGAGGGUUUGAGAAAUGCACUUGCUGCUGGUGCUGAUAUAGAUGAAGAAGAUUCAGAAGGAAGGACAGCACUUCACUUUGCUUGUGGAUAUGGGGAGGUGAAGUGUGCUCAAAUUCUUCUUGAAGCUGGGGCAAAGGUUGAUGCUUUGGACAAGAACAAGAACACUGCUCUCCAUUUUUAUGCUGCCGGGUAUGGCAGAAAGGAAUGCGUUUCUCUUCUGCUAGAGAACGGUGCUGCUGUGACUUUUCAAAACAUGGACGGUAAGACACCAAUAGAGGUGGCGAAACUGAAUAACCAGCAAGACGUUUUGAAGCUCCUCGAGAAGGAUGCAUUUCUAUGAGAAGCUGCAAAAGCAUUUCUAGUGCCAAUAUUGCACUGAGCUGUAAUCAAACUAUACUCUCAUGUAAGAAAUGCUUGGCACAUGA
This is a messenger RNA of Cuscuta campestris, 1015 nucleotides long. Lineage: Eukaryota; Viridiplantae; Streptophyta; Magnoliopsida; Solanales; Convolvulaceae. The record is from the annotation of a GenBank genome assembly.